AUGAGGCCUGAAGGGGAUAUGAUCACCCCAGAGCCCCACACUGUCCCUCCCACCACUAUGCCUACAACGGAUGGCAGUGCUGCUGCCACUGCUCUCACCACACCUCCUCCUGCCCCUUCUCCUGUCCCUCCUCUUCCUGCUCCUACGCCUUCUCCUCUUCCUGCUCCUAUUCCUAACCUUGCCUCUCCUCUUGCUGCUGCUCCUGCUGCUUCUUCUCCUGCUGCUUCGGCUGCAACUGAAACGGAUGGCCCUGCUACUGUCGCUCCUGGUGAUGGUGGUUGGAUGAGUCUCACACGCAGCACUGCUAUCUCGAGAGCAUUCGGUGUUGAUUCUGCUGCUUGUGGUGAUGGUGGUGGCUGUGCUGCAUGGGAGGAAGAGGAGGAGAGUGAGGCGGAGGGGAUUGAGGAGGAGGGGAUUGAGGAGGAGGGGAUUGAGGAGGAGGGGAUUGAGGAGGAGGGGAUUGAGGAGGAGGGGAUUGAGGAGGAGGGGAUUGAGGAGGAGGGGAUUGAGGAGGAGGGGAUUGAGGAGGAGGACGGGGGAACGGAAAGGAGGGUGGGUGGGGAGGGUGUGUUAGCGGGCUGGAGAGACGCUAAGGACGAGGUGAUGGCUGGAAUAUUCACCUGGGAAGACACAAGGAGCGAGGUGGCCAACGGGAUUUGGGAUGAGGAAUAG
This is a messenger RNA of Closterium sp. Naga37s-1, 672 nucleotides long. The record is from the annotation of a GenBank genome assembly. Lineage: Eukaryota; Viridiplantae; Streptophyta; Zygnematophyceae; Desmidiales; Closteriaceae.